Molecule: messenger RNA, 1124 nt
Organism: Rhipicephalus microplus (southern cattle tick)
Lineage: Eukaryota; Metazoa; Arthropoda; Arachnida; Ixodida; Ixodidae
Product: neuronal acetylcholine receptor subunit beta-3
Biological process (GO): monoatomic ion transmembrane transport
Cellular component (GO): membrane
Molecular function (GO): extracellular ligand-gated monoatomic ion channel activity; transmembrane signaling receptor activity
Source: RefSeq, a predicted model, not a curated record
GCCGUGUGCAAUGCAUUGACGCUCGGAGCAGCAACGAAUUGUGGCGACUCCGGAACGACCUCCUGGGAAAGGGUUACGACACCGGAACUAGGCCUGCCACGAACGCCAACGAUACGACGCAGGUGGUUGUGAGUUUCGGCACUGUCGACGGUCCUUACCUGUAUCCGGACAGAGAGCUGUUCUACGCAGAUGUCGGUAUAUGCUUGACAUGGAGGGAUCACCGACUUAAGUGGAAUGCAACAGAGUAUGGGGGGCAGAAGGUGAUCAGCCUAAAGGCGGACGAUAUUUGGAAACCGGAACUCUAUAUGAUGUCGUCUUGGUCAGACGUCUACUCCAGCGUUCUCAGAAGCAUUUUCGUGCAUGUGGAGGCCGGAGGAAUUGUUGAAAUGUGCUCGGCGGCAUCCGUGCAAACGUUUUGCGACGCAGACAUGACGAACUUCCCCAUGGACCGACACGAAUGCGUCGUAGAGUACUGCGCCAUACUGGACACGGUGAAGGACGUGAACCUCACCGUCGGCGAUAUGGGCACCGAGGCCAACGAGGACUCGGAGUUUCGGCUCGUCUCCCUCACCUCCAAGACAGAGAUAAACGAAUUUGAGGAGUACGGCAGCUACUCUUCGGUGGUCUACCGCUUCGUCCUGCAGAGACGCAACCUGUUCCAACACUUCACGCUCCUCAUUCCGGCGGUCGGCGUGGUGCUGCUUAGCCUACUCACACUGUGGCUGCAGCCAUUGUCGGAUCGGCGUUUCGCCGUAGCUGGCGCCACGUUCCUGGUGUCGCUGCUGUUGCUGUACCGGGCAGACGACGUGGCAGCUGGGUCCACGCAAGUGCCGAAAAUAACCAUCGUGUUGAGUACCAACGUGUUGAUCAACGCGCUGACAAUCGUUGCCACCAUCGUCAACAUGAACCUCACCAGGUUCCUGCCAACGGUGCGGGCGCUACCUCCGGUUGUCUGCAAGGUCGCGGGAUUGAUCGCCACUGGUGUGCCCCUGGUGUGUCCAGGACCGAAAGUCUCUGCUGAAAGCACCGCGGACGACGUAGCGCGUACUGUGACCAAGGCACUCGAUCGCGUAUUCUUCGUGGCUUGUUUAACUACAUUCACCGCCAUCGUAGCAGCCUGGUGA